UUUUCAAAGUACAGCAAUACCAAACCAGCCCUGAGUUGUGCUAGAAUGUAGCAUAAUUAUGUUGUGUUUCUGCUUCGAAGUUCUGAUGUUUUGCUUGACGAGCUAAUUUUAGAUGUCACGAUGGAAGGAUUGAGUUUGACCUUUAGGCGCUGGGCUACUAAAAAAUCUGCUGGAUCCACCAAAAAUGGUCGAGAUUCAAAUCCCAAAUUUCUUGGAGUGAAGAAAUUUGGCGGAGAGAGAGUGAUACCUGGAAACAUCAUUGUUCGACAAAGAGGCACCCGUUUUCAUCCUGGAAAUUAUGUUGGUUUAGGGAAGGAUCACACUCUUUUUGCUCUGAAAGAAGGCUCUGUUAAGUUUGAACACCACAAGCUCAGCGGACGCAAGUGGGUGCAUAUCGUGCCCAAGGAAGGUCACGUCCUUCACCCCGUCGAUGCAAAUGGUGCGACUGCGCCAUCGACAGCGUAGUUGAAGACGGUUUCAUAUCCUUAUAAGCUUGUUUUUUGAUCAUUUUAGGUUCAAACCUUUCCCCAGGUUGGUUAGAAUAAGAAAAGCGAUGUUAUGCCAAAACCCGAUAGGUUUCUGUUAUUUAGAAGCUCGUGAUCUUAGAUGAAGGAAUGCACAUCUCAGUUUUACAUUAAUUUGAACUCUCUUGUUUCAGCUUA
This is a messenger RNA of Pyrus x bretschneideri (Chinese white pear), 662 nucleotides long. Its product is annotated as 50S ribosomal protein L27-like. NCBI's taxonomy places the organism in Eukaryota, Viridiplantae, Streptophyta, Magnoliopsida, Rosales, Rosaceae. Gene Ontology annotation, molecular function: structural constituent of ribosome. The record is from RefSeq and is a predicted model, not a curated record. The transcript is spliced from 2 exons. Bases 121 to 465 code for a protein of 114 amino acids. Gene Ontology annotation, cellular component: ribosome. Gene Ontology annotation, biological process: translation.